GGAAAUUGAACAAUCAGGAAAUAGGUUUAAGACAGGCAGAUAUUUCUGAGAAGAGUUUAUUGUGCAACAGUAAAAUUAUUCGCCAUGGAAAUUGAUUUUACCUUUCUUAAAUCUCGUAGAGGUAUUCUUAAAGUUUCAGAGAUGGUGACUGUUUUCGUAGCCUUUGUGUGUUUCGCAACAGCACGUGGAGCUCCCUACAUCGCAGCCACUUGCAUGGAGUUCGUAAUAACUCUCGCACUCUUCCUCCUUUUCCUGCUGAAGCUCAACAAGAAGAUCACUUUUAUCUUCUGGCCUCUUAUUGAUAUUUUUAACUCAGCCUUUGCAGCACUGUUUGUGUUUAUUCUGAGUGUCAUUGCUCUUACUACGUACUCAGCGGAAGGAGCCCUGGGUGGUGGGAUUGUGGGACUAAUAGCAGCAGCUCUCUGGUCAGUGGAUGCUUAUCUGUUCUUCAAGAGAAUAACUUUCAACCAGCCAAGAACUACUGAAGUCUCUGGAGUGAAAUAAUCGGCACCAAGCGUCUGGAAGACCUGUGUUUAUGUCAUGAGUUGUCAACUAUCUAUGAUAUCUGUUAGGUAUAUUUGAGGAACCAUUCUUUUAAUUUUGUAUUAGGCUUCAUUAUCCCCAUCCUAAUGUAGAAAACUCCCCUGAAAUCAAACUUUGCAGGUAAUCUUAAAAUAGACCAAAACCAGUGUAAACUUCAGUCAAUAAUAACAUAAAAGACUAUCCACUUACUGUAUUACCCUGGUAUUGUGCAAUGCAUUAAUGUGGUGCAUUGUAAUGUUUUGAAUGGAAGGAGUGCAUAUUCUUGGUGCUUUGUAUGUCUUUUGAAUGUGAAUAAGUUUUAUUUCUUUCAUAAUAAUGUAAAUGCACAAAUUAUCAACUUCAUAAAUAAAUGCAUACUACACAAUGGCUA
Molecule: messenger RNA, 913 nt
Organism: Lepisosteus oculatus (spotted gar)
Lineage: Eukaryota; Metazoa; Chordata; Actinopteri; Semionotiformes; Lepisosteidae
Product: chemokine like factor
Cellular component (GO): membrane
Source: RefSeq, a predicted model, not a curated record